AUGGGUAUCAAGCCAGCCGGCGUGCCGGGCAAGACCUGGCCCGCCAUCGCCAUUGGCUUCUUCGUCGCCUUCGGAGGUCUGCUUUUCGGCUAUGACACGGGCACGAUCAAUGGCAUCCUCGAGAUGCCCUACUGGCAACGCCUCUUCAGCACCGGCUACGUCAACACCAGCGGCCAGCCCGACGUCUCGCCGUCCCAGGAGUCCUCCAUCGUCUCUAUCCUCUCUGCCGGCACCUUCUUCGGCGCCCUGGCCUCGCCUUUCCUGGCCGACUCCAUCGGACGUCGCUUGGGUCUCGCCGCCUCCUGCUGGGUCUUCAACCUUGGCGUCGUUCUCCAGACCGCCGCCACCGGUAUCCCCCUCUUUCUGGCCGGCCGCUUCUUCGCCGGCUUCGGUGUCGGUCUGAUCUCCGCAUUGGUCCCUCUCUACCAGUCCGAGACCGCCCCCAAGUGGAUUCGCGGUGCCAUCGUCGGUGCCUACCAGUGGGCCAUCACCAUCGGUCUGCUCCUGGCCGCCGUCAUCAACAACGCCACCCACAGCCGCCAGGACACGGGCUCGUACCGCAUCCCCAUCUCCAUCCAGUUCCUCUGGUCCCUCAUCCUCUUCAUCGGCAUGCUGAUCCUGCCCGAGACCCCCCGCUUCCUCAUCAAGCGCGGCCGCGUCGAGGAAGCCACAAAGGCCCUGGCCAAGCUCCGCCGGCUGCCCGAGAACGACUCGUACGUGGCCGAGGAGAUUGCCGAGAUCAAGGCCAACCACGACUACGAGUCCAGCAUCGGCACCGCCACCUACCUCGACUGCUUCAGGCCCCCCGUGCUCAAGCGCCAGUUCACCGGCAUGGCCCUGCAGGCCCUCCAGCAGCUCACCGGCAUCAACUUCAUCUUCUACUACGGCACCACCUACUUCCAGAACUCGGGCUUCUCCAACGGCUUCGUCAUCGGCAUGAUCACCUCCUCCAUCAACGUCGUCUCCACCAUCCCCGGCAUGUACGCCGUCGACCGCUGGGGCCGCCGCCCCCUGCUCCUCUGGGGCGCCAUCGGCAUGUGCGUCUCGCAGUUCCUCGUCGCCAUGUUGGGCACCUUGACCACCACCCAGGACGCCGCCGGCAACAUCGUCGUCCUCAACCUGCCCGCCCAGAAGGCCGCCAUCGCCUUCGUCUGCAUCUACAUCUUCUUCUUCGCCUCCACCUGGGGGCCCCUCGCCUGGGUCGUCAACGGCGAGAUCUUCAGCCUCAAGACCCGCGCCAAGUCUCUGUCUCUGUCGACCGCCACCAACUGGCUUCUGAACUGGGCCAUCGCCUACGCCACCCCCUACCUGGUCAACUACGGCGAGGGCUACGCCAACCUGCAGUCCAAGAUCUUCUUCGUCUGGUUCGGGGCCUGCUUCAUCUGCAUCGCCUUCGUCUACUUCUUCAUCUACGAGACAAAGGGCCUCACCCUCGAGGAGGUCGAGGAGCUCUACGCCGAGGUCAGCGUCGCCAGCAAGUCGGCCGACUGGAAGCCCACCACGACCUUCCGCGACCGCCAGGCCGCCGAGGGCGACAAGGCCGUGCCGCAAAGCGACGGCGACGCCGCCCACCACGAGAAGACCGCCUCUGCCUAG
Messenger RNA from Colletotrichum graminicola M1.001, 1596 nucleotides. RefSeq lists its product as uncharacterized. Gene Ontology annotation, biological process: transmembrane transport; carbohydrate transport. Gene Ontology annotation, molecular function: carbohydrate:proton symporter activity. Lineage: Eukaryota; Fungi; Ascomycota; Sordariomycetes; Glomerellales; Glomerellaceae. The record is from RefSeq and is a predicted model, not a curated record. The coding region runs from base 1 to 1596 and encodes 531 amino acids. Gene Ontology annotation, cellular component: membrane. The transcript has 4 exons.